GUGCCCGGGCGUCUAUUCUGCGGAGCGCUAAUACACGCCCCUACCAGCAGGAUUCAGCGCGCUGCCUCCGCUUUAACUGCAAGCCACUUGCUCUCUGUGUACAGUAUCGUCCCGUCCAUUGUAGCAGCAGCGCUGCCCCCGUUUGAAGUUCAAGCCAUCGCUCCAAUCGUCCUUCAUGAAUACUUCGUACGAUUCGGUUGAUACUCUGGUGAAUACAGCCAUGGUGAAUGCACACUCUAAUCAAGUUGCCAUAUUCUGGGACUUCGAAAACUGUCGCCCUCCAUCCAACAUUUCUGGAACGGAAGUAGUGGAAAAGAUACGGUCCCUCGUUCAAUACUUUGGGCGAAUAAUAACAUUCAAGGCAUAUGCCGAUGUUUCACUGAUUUUCGCGGGCUCGAAAUCUAACAAUCUGCAAUCCGAGCUCCAGUCGUCUGGGCUUACACUCGUUCAUUGCCCACACAAUGGCAGAAAGGACGUUGCAGACAAAAUGAUGAUAGUGGAUAUGCUUGCCUUUGUAAUUGACAGACCACAAACUACGACUAUUGUCAUUAUUACUGGUGAUCGUGACUUCACCUAUGCAGCAGGUGUUCUCAAACUGCGCGGCUACCGUAUUAUUGUUAUCGCCACUAUGCAUAACGCACAUAGCAGCCUAAAACUACAGGCUGACUAUUUGUUUGAUUGGAACAAGGACGUAUUGGAUGAAGCGAAUUCAGGAGUUGUACUUAAACGUCUCAAAGCUGACAACUUACGACCAAGCGGAGCACCUUCUUCUGGGGUUGCGUUGCAUCCUCGUCGAGAAAGCACUCCUUCUACUAUAGCUGUAUCGGAAAGUGCAAUGGAAAAGUGGGAACUUCUGGCUACAUCGCAGGAUGAGCCCGCCGUUGAAGAAGACUUGAGAUCCUGUUGCCGUGCGAGCCCGACGUUUGAUGGAUCGAGUAGCUCGAGCGACAUCAGCUUUGAGGAAAUAGGCGAGGAUUUCCCGGAGGAGACAUGGCUUGAUGUCUCAUCAGCUGGACGUUCUGGAAACGGCAGAAACGCAAACAGGGUGCCAAAUUCACCGCGAUUUCAACCAUGCAAGGACCAGAUAAUAGAUGUUCCUGCUCGACCAUCAGCGGUUCCGGCUCCCUCUCUCGAACGAUCAGAAUCGGCACUGAUAAGUCCCGUUGACUUUGAGAUGGUAUCCGUAUGGUCUGCCACAGAUGAUGGCUGGAUGACACCAAGGUCAGACAGGUCUUUCGAACUCGACGCAGAGGACAUGGGACCGCGUGACUUGGUGCCGUCGAAAAACGAGGGCUUCGAUUCGGGCGUUCUAAGAUCUUUGGAUUCUCCCUCUGCACACUUGGACGGUAACACGAGUAAUUUCGUCGACCCGGCAAGCAGAAAACCGCUUUUACCAGUUCACGAGAGCAACGACGAAGAGCGAGUCUCCGCAAUUCCUCCUCUCAUUCUGACAGACGCUGCGUCGCACGUCUCAGUAGGGGUGGAAACCCAACUCUCUUCUCUGCAUGAUGCAGCAGAUGUGCCAAGUCAGCCGACAGAAGUUACUACAAAGGACAUACUUGAUGCUCCUGAUCCCGACUCCAACUCUGAGAAUUCGUCUUCGUCCGUGUCCUUGUCUGCGAAGGAUGUCCGUCCGUCAGGUCCGUCCGGUGCUAUCAGUCCCUCAGCAAGUUCUGUUCCUGCACCUUCGAGAAAUGCUGGCUGUAUUGCUACUCCAUCUCAGAUGGUCUCGAAAGCGACAACGAUCAUAGCGCGUCCAUCCCCAGAUACCGCGGCCGUUCAGCGAUUCCAGACAAUUGUAUCCUAUUUCAGGGAGAGAAGAGCGUCUGAUGGUGCCACUCGGAUUUGUACAUCGGAGUUCGCCCAAGAACUGUUGAAACGCGAUCCUAAAAUGUACAAGAAAGCAGGGGUGUCAAGGCUAAAGCGCUUCCUUGAAGAAGCCGAGAAAUCGUUCGUUGUUUUCUGCUCUGACUGGGAAGCAGGGAGUGCAUGGGUGGAGAUAAAUCCUUGCUUGUAUCCUGAUACACGAUCGCCUCAAUCCUCGCGUGACACUGUGACGUUGGCCAUAGUAAAACCAGAAACAGCGUCAAAGGCAGAUUCUACAAUGUCUGUCGAUGCAGUCUAUCGCCCGCUUGUUGACUGCCUAAAUACAAGGGGCACCCACUGUCUAACGUAUACUGCAGCUGGCGUAGCAUUGCUGGGGAUUCAUCCUAAUCUGUACAAAGAGGCUGGUACUUCAAGUCUUUCCACGUACCUUGAGAAGGCGGAGAAGCAAGGCAUUGUCCGCCUUGGGAGUAUACGCGGACCUGGUACAGAAUGGGUUGAACUCUUGCCAGCCUUUCACAACUCUCUCUCUCUCUCUUUAACGAUAUGACGUGUCUGCACUAACGGCAAGGAUAAUCUUAAUGUAGCAUUAUCUUCGUGUAUCUUGUCUUUCCUUGUACUUUAAAUAGCUGUGCUAUACCUUCGGGUUGAUUAAUGUAUU
Messenger RNA from Fomitiporia mediterranea MF3/22, 2485 nucleotides. RefSeq lists its product as uncharacterized. The transcript is spliced from 3 exons. Gene Ontology annotation, molecular function: CCR4-NOT complex binding; mRNA base-pairing post-transcriptional repressor activity; RNA nuclease activity. Gene Ontology annotation, biological process: post-transcriptional gene silencing. Gene Ontology annotation, cellular component: cytoplasm; peroxisome. The record is from RefSeq and is a predicted model, not a curated record. The coding region runs from base 176 to 2374 and encodes 732 amino acids. Lineage: Eukaryota; Fungi; Basidiomycota; Agaricomycetes; Hymenochaetales; Hymenochaetaceae.